UGCACAUGCGUGCAUUCCUUGUGCGUGAUGUAGGACGAGGCGAAUUGUAAUCCCGCAUCGAUUAUGAGCGUCCAUUGACUCUUUAAGGCAAACGAUCGCCGUGCCUUGCCCGCUACUCCAGUCACACCAUCCUCCGACCGACCUUUAAUGAAACCUGGGCCGUUGAACACGGGGAAUUUUACCCACGUGAAAAGUUGGGGUGCUCCAAAUCAUGGGUACUUAGUAUUCUAUCUGGCAAGCAGGCCCUCCACCGCGUUUUCAGAAUUUCUGGCUUGUAGGCGCCUUUCCGUCUUUAAGAACGCGAGUGAUUGGAGACAGCAAACAUUCAUACCACCUCUGUAACCAUGGAAAUCCCCGAUGUUUACGCGCCUCGUAAUGAGGAUGAUGCUGAGUCGCAAUCCGUGACCUCCGUCGCUCUGGAUGACGGUGACCAACUUCCUUUUGAAAGUUUCGACGAUUCGUUCUGGCCAUUGCCUGAGUAUGAACACGAUGACCCCUUGAUUAACGGGCUGCAGACAUAUUUGCCGCAGCCUGCGUACGCACUGCCUGGCGAAUACGCUGUUGGUGAUUUAACGGGCUUCCCUGUGAACAGCCACCUUCAUCAGAACUUCAUGCGUAAUGAGGACCAUCAUGCACUGUUAUCAUUCGGCAACGAAUGGUUCCAGCACGAGUCCAUUUCAGGGCUUGUUUUCCCCAUCCAUGACGCAGAAGGCAAUCAACAUGUCUAUAGCUCAUUUUCGCCGGCGAAUAAUGGACAAGAUUCCAUGACCGUUUUGGAAGAUACCCAUGUCUCGAGUGCAGAUGACCCCCACCAUCCAGCCAUUGUUGGUGGUGAUGUGAUGGACAACGGACCGGCGCCUCCUCUCACACCAUCCGGUGGCCUUCGGUGUCAACACUAUGUGCAAGGUCAACCCUGCGGGGUGCUGAUCGAAGGCGGAGUCUCUGGCAUCCUGGAGCACUUUGCUUGCAGGCACGUUCGGCCCCGCAUUUCCGCGAGCGCAAGAUCCGACCGCCCCUUGAAGUUUUGGAUUUGUCGCUGGGGCGGCAGAUGUGACACCCGCAUUCGUAAGGGGGGCCUUAAGAGGCAUGUUCUUGGCCACCUCGUCCGGUGGAAAUGUUCUACUUGCCCGUUGACAUACUCCCGAGAUGAUAGCGCGCGGAAACACGCCAAGGAUUGUGGAAAUGGCAGGAUCUUCAUGCAGGUGCGGUCGGAGGUUCGUUCACGACAGUUGUAGGAAGGGGGAAGAAAUCCAUAUACAGCUCCCUCGGUAUACUUAUGAAGAGGAAUUCUGGGAAUUCUUCUGGUUUAAAGUUCCGGUUUAUUUAUAGCUCGAGCCCAGAGCCCAUCAAGUCUUUGCAUAUGUGCGCGGAUGCCUUGUACCUACUAUACUUACGACGAAUGUUCGAGUUGUUCGCUUCCUAAUUCAAAUCUGUAUUGAG
This is a messenger RNA of Suillus subalutaceus, 1440 nucleotides long. RefSeq lists its product as uncharacterized. The transcript is spliced from 4 exons. The record is from RefSeq and is a predicted model, not a curated record. The coding region runs from base 345 to 1235 and encodes 296 amino acids. NCBI's taxonomy places the organism in Eukaryota, Fungi, Basidiomycota, Agaricomycetes, Boletales, Suillaceae.